AUGGCAGAGUUGCCUUCGAAUCUCCGCGGGCUGCUGCAGCAGUUUGGCGGCAUGGGAGUCGGCCCCCCAAAUCGCGACCAACCGAUGGCAGACACGUCCGAGCAAGUGUAUAUUUCUUCCCUUGCUCUGCUGAAAAUGUUGAAGCACGGAAGGGCAGGAGUUCCUAUGGAAGUUAUGGGUCUCAUGCUGGGCGAGUUCAUCGACGAUUACACAGUUCGCGUCGUCGAUGUGUUCUCUAUGCCGCAGUCAGGCAACAGCGUCAGCGUCGAAGCCGUGGAUCCGGUCUACCAAACAGAGAUGCUGGAGCAGCUGAAGCGCACCGGCCGCCCCGAGAUGGUCGUCGGCUGGUACCACUCUCACCCUGGCUUCGGCUGCUGGUUUUCAGGAACGGAUGUGAAUACGCAGCAGAGUUUUGAGCAGCUGAACCAGAGAGCGGUGGGCGUCGUCGUGGACCCGAUUCAGUCCGUCAAGGGCAAAGUUGUUAUCGACUGCUUCCGCCUCAUCAAUCCUCAUCUUCUCAUGCUCGGUCAAGAACCCCGACAAACGACGAGCAACAUCGGGCACCUCCAGCGGCCCACAAUCUCGGCGCUGGUCCACGGCCUGAACAGGAACUACUACUCCAUCGUGAUCAACUACAGGAAAAACGAACUGGAGAACCAAAUGCUCAUGAACCUUCACAAGAACAAAUGGAACGAUGCUCUCAAACUCAAGCCGUUCGACGAAAUGGCCGCUGAGAGCGCAGCGUGCACCAAGUCGAUGAAGGAGCUGUCGGAACAGUACAACAAAGUGGUUCAAGAAGAACUCAAAAAGACGCCCGAGCAGCUGAUAGUCGAACGUGCCGGGAAGGUGGACGCCAAGAAGCGACUCGAAAACGAUGUCGAUACGUUGAUGACAGAGAACAUCCUUCACUCCCUGGGCACGAUGAUUGACACUCUGGUUUUUUAG
Messenger RNA from Besnoitia besnoiti, 945 nucleotides. Its product is annotated as proteasome regulatory subunit. Gene Ontology annotation, molecular function: metallopeptidase activity; proteasome binding; protein binding. Bases 1 to 945 code for a protein of 314 amino acids. Gene Ontology annotation, biological process: protein deubiquitination; proteasome-mediated ubiquitin-dependent protein catabolic process. Lineage: Eukaryota; Apicomplexa; Conoidasida; Eucoccidiorida; Sarcocystidae. The record is from RefSeq and is a predicted model, not a curated record. The transcript is spliced from 6 exons. Gene Ontology annotation, cellular component: proteasome regulatory particle, lid subcomplex.